AAUUUUCAACUACACGUGUACAUUUUCAACUAUACGUGUACAUUUUUAACUUCGCGUUUACAUGUUCAACUACACGUGUACUUUCUCAACUAUACGUGUACACUUCAUGAGAUGAAGGUAACUGUUCACCCACACCGUCACACCGACUUAUCACCAUAUAACCGUCUAGCCAAAUGGACACCUUUCUACUCACAACUGUAUUCACUGAUUUUUUGCAAAGCAUCAUCGAGAUCAAUAUACUUGGAGAGGUACUUGAAAGAUGAGUCCUGGUUGAUUUAGGUCGCACCCUUUACUGCAAAAAACUAUUAAUCUUAGUGUUCAACAGCUAUUGUCCAUGGAUCUUUAUACUAUAGUAGAAUAAGGUAUCAUCUCGGUAGGAAGGCACGUUAGACUCAAUUAAAUUGCGAGCCAAAAUGUUCUGUUUCGUAGUGUAAAUGCAGUGUGGUUCAGGAGAUGAGAUUGCAGGAAGCCCGUACUUAAUGGAAUCCAUUCCCAGCAGCAGUGAUAAGAAAACUUUGAAGAGGUGGUUUUUCAUUGACAAAAGAGUUGGUUAAAACAUUCGUUACUCCUAAUCAUCCACUACUAUAAAGUGUCUAGUGCUUAGCUGUCAAUCACAUAGUCAAAAUCUGCCAAAUCCAUAUUUGUCGCAAUGGACUUGAAUUCGACAAACGCUUCUCCAGUUCUUACUGAUCCUUCACCAUUGAACGAGUCCAGAUUGGGAAUCCACUCUAGUUUAUUUCCUUAUUCACAAUCUGGACCUCCAUUCUCCACUAGUGUGCUAUCAAUUCCUAGAAAGAAGCCACUAAAGCUUGAUGAUGGUCGAUCCAAUAGUUGGCUUGAGGCAAUGCGGUCUUCUUCACCUCCUAGGAAGAAGAUCCUGAAGGAAGUAAACAUUGAUGUUUCUUCAGAUGAUGCUGAUGUGGCUUACCUUUCUUGGAUGAUCAAGUAUCCAUCAGCUCUCAACUGCUUUCAGCAAAUUAUGAGGCAAGCAAGGAAUAAACAGAUAGUGAUUUUCUUAGAUUAUGAUGGGACUCUCUCUCCUAUUGUUGAUGACCCUGACCGUGCUUUUAUGUCCAAUGAGAUGCGUUCUGCUGUCAGUAAUGUUGCAAAGUAUUUCCCAACAGCUAUCAUCAGUGGGAGAAGCCGUGAUAAGGUAUAUGAGCUGGUAGGUCUCCCUGAACUCUAUUAUGCUGGUAGCCACGGUAUGGACAUCAUGCUGCCAGUCGAAAAUACGUUGGCUACUAAUGAUGCAAAUUGUAUCAAAGCUACUGACCAGCAGGGCAAGGAAGUCAAUCUGUUCCAGCCUGCUCGUAAAUUUUUAUCAAUGAUUGAUGAGGUUUUUAGAACCCUUGUCGAGAAAACUAAAGACAUUAAGGGUGCAAAAGUCGAGAACCAUAAGUUUUGUACCUGUGUGCAUUACCGUAAUGUAGAUCAGAAGAAUUGGUCUGUCGUUGGAGAAUAUGUCGUCGAUGUCUUGAAAGGCUACCCUCGGCUACGGCUAACUCAUGGACGGAAGGUUUUAGAGGUCCGUCCUGAAAUCGACUGGGACAAAGGAAAAGCGGUUGAGUUUCUUCUGGAUUCACUAGGUUUUAGCUACCACAAAGAUGUGCUGCCGAUAUAUAUUGGAGAUGAUAGAACAGAUGAAGACGCAUUCAAGGUACUGAGGGGGAAAUACAAUGGUUAUGGAAUUCUUGUUUCAGCUAUCCCAAAAGAGAGUAAAGCCUGCUUCUCUCUCAAGGAUACUUCACAGGUCAAAAAGUUCUUGGAAUCUCUUGCGAAGACGAGGGAAGUUGAAGAAGAUACAGGGGAGAGAAGCUAAAGGGAAUAAAUACGUGUGUUAGGGUGGUGGUUUAUAGAAAAUGGGUACUAGCUUUUAUUAUAUGCACAAAUAAAGCUCUCAAUCUUAGUUUUAAUGUUUUGUUGGAAGGUUAAAAUUUUGCAAAGUUCCAUUUUUUCCUUGCUUUGGUUUUUUUAUUCUUUAGUUUUUAUCCCUAUUUUGGAAAUGGUGGAAGGUCUUCAAAGGAGGACCCUUGUCUUUUAUGUUAGUACUAGUAAUUACUAGAAUAAGUUUCAAUAGGCCCAUUAUUCUUACAAAUAUGUAUUUCUCAUCAACACUGGUUUUCUGUAAGAAUUCAAAGUGCUUUCUACUUUAAGCCAA
Molecule: messenger RNA, 2158 nt
Organism: Capsicum annuum
Lineage: Eukaryota; Viridiplantae; Streptophyta; Magnoliopsida; Solanales; Solanaceae
Product: probable trehalose-phosphate phosphatase F
Exons: 13
Coding region: 650-1819 (389 amino acids)
Biological process (GO): trehalose biosynthetic process
Molecular function (GO): trehalose-phosphatase activity
Source: RefSeq, a predicted model, not a curated record